AUGCACGUGAAAACGAACGAUAAGGUCAUCGUCAUCGCCGGCGCGGAUAAAGGGAAAGUGACCGAAGUCGUCGAGGUGUUUACGAAGAAUGGGCAAAUUUUGUGCAAAGACGUGAACAUCAAGACGAAACAUGUGAAGCCGAGAAACGAAGGCGAGAGCGGGAGUAUUAUUCAAAGAGAGUUUCCAAUUCAUCACUCGAACGUGAUGCAUUACUCCGCGGCGGAGAAGAAGAGAUCGAGAGUUGGUAAAAAGAUGGAGGGCGACAAAAAAGUGCGCGUGUUGAAAGCGACUGGGGAGGUGUUGGCAAACUAA
Molecule: messenger RNA, 312 nt
Organism: Bathycoccus prasinos
Lineage: Eukaryota; Viridiplantae; Chlorophyta; Mamiellophyceae; Mamiellales; Bathycoccaceae
Product: 50S ribosomal protein L24
Exons: 1
Coding region: 1-312 (103 amino acids)
Biological process (GO): translation
Cellular component (GO): ribosome; mitochondrion
Molecular function (GO): structural constituent of ribosome; RNA binding
Source: RefSeq, a predicted model, not a curated record